UUUGUCAACGGCAGAAGGGCGACCUGCGGAGCCAGGAGCAGGCGGGGGCGCUGCAGGGCGGCGGCCAUCUCCACGGGAAGUUAACGUUUCCGGUGAAGUCCGCCCAGCGGUUCCGAGGUGAGGACGCCAAGCCUGACCCCGCCAAUAUGAAGGCAAAGCAUGUCCAGACCCAGGCGAAGGUUCCUGCUGACCCAGGCUCUCACCGGCACGUUGUCCUUUACUGUCCUCCUGAGGGUGUCUGGAGCUUCAGUGCUGUGUGCUCUCGGCUGGAGCACCACCGAUUCCCGCUGUCCAGGACUUGCAGUGGACUCUCUGAGACACUGAUGUAGAAUCUUCCCCAUUCGCAGCACCAAGAGCAGCCUCACAUGGUGUGGGCUGACAUGAAGAGCUGCCAGAUCCAACAGAGAUUGGGUUGGUAACAUUGAAGAGACACUUCUCACCUGCCUGAAAUGGCCUACGUUAUCUUCAAGUUGCAAGGGCUCCGGAACAGCCCUUGCAGUGCUCCCAUAAAGGGAAGCAUCACAUUUUACUGUAGUUCUUUGCUUUUUUUUCUUUUUUGUGCCUAUAGGGAUUAGCAUACAUGUAUGUGAAAAUAUAAAAAGUGUACAGCUAGGCACCUGUAACUAGUUUUCUGUUGCUACCUAUUAACACAUUAUAACAAGUUAGUGGUUUGAAACCACAGAAAUCAGGAAUGACUGGGUUCUCUGAUUGGGGUCUUCGGAGGCUGAAAUCCAGUUAUGUGCUGCCUGUGUUUUUCAUCUAGAGCUCAGGCUAUCACUACAGAUGUAUUGGCAGAAUCCAUCUUCCUGUGGGUGGAGGACUGACAUCCUUUUGCAGUCCUCCUCCUCCUGGCUCUCAGCCUGAAGACACUCUGACUCCAGAGGCCACCUGCAUUCUUUCUCACUUUCCCCAUCUUCCAACCAACAACAGCUCAUGGAAUUCUUCUCCAGCUCCCAUCCUCUCUCUGACUUUGUCUUCUCCUACCCACUAGAGAAAUCUGUGACUCUUAGGGAGGGGUGUGAUUAGAUCCGGCCCACUCAGGAAAGCUCAGGCUUGGUAUUAGUCUGUUCUUGCAAUGCUAUAAUGACCUGAGGCUGAGAUUUAUAAAGAAGAGAUUUAAUUAGGUCAUGGUUCUGUGGGCUGGCAGGAGAGAGAGAGGGGUGGGGUGGGGUGGGGGGAAGUGCUACAUAGUUUUAAAGAGCCAGAUCUCAUGGAAACUAUCACAUGACAGCACCUGGGGGAUGGUGCUAAGCCCUUAGAAACCAUCCCCAUAAUCCAGUAACCUCCUGCCAGGCCCCACUCUAACACUCGGGAUUAUAAUUCAACAUGGGAUUUGGGUGGGGACACAGGACCAAACCAUAUCACUCUUUAAAGUCAUAUGACUGCCAUUUAACAACGUAAUCACAGGAAUGUCUCAGCUUAACAGGUUCCAGAGAUAAGGGUAGAGGAUGUUUGGAGACCAUUUUAGAAAUUCCACCUAUCGCAGUUCAACUUCUGGUCCCCAGACAUUCACGUUCCUCACAGAUGCAAAAUACAUUUACCCUCUCACCUGAGGUGUCCAAGUUUCAUGUCAUUAUGCAUUAGUGCAAAGUGAAAAAUGUCAUGUAGCUUUAAUCUGAUCAAAAGUUUAAAAUCUCAUUUAAAUCAUCUACACCAAGUGUGAAUGAGGCUUCUGAGGGUGUCCGUUAAGUACAGAUUCCUUUUAUUUGAGAGUGAGUCUUGGCCUGUUACCCAUGCUGGAGUGCAGUGGUGCGAUCUUGGCUUACUGUGACUUCUGCCUCCUGGGUUCAAGUGAUUCUCCUGACUCAUCCUCUCGAGUAGCUGGGAAUACAGUCAUGCACCACUGCAUUUAGCUAAUUUUUUUGUAUUAGUAGAGAUGAGUUUUUGCCCUGUUGGCCAGGCUAAUCUGAAACUCCUGACCUCAGGGGCUGUCCCCCUCAGCCUCUCAAGAUGCUAGGAUUUCAGGCAGGAGCUACCAUGCCCAGCCCAAGUACAGAUCCUUGAUAUAAUUCCAUUACCCGUGUUGACCCGUGAAACUGAACAGCUUAUCUGUCCUCAGUGUGCAACGGUGGGACAGUCACAGAAUAACACUGCUAGUGAUACUUGUUCAAAAAGAGGGAAAGUGGAGGGAACAAAGUCACUGAUCCAAAACCGUUUUGACAUGGGGUUGAGCAAAGUCCAGCCAGAAAUUCUUCAUUAGGCUCCACAGCCUGGAACUAACCCUCUGUGACAGGGGGCUUUGCCUCCGGGCUCUGCAUGUUUUUCUAUCAUUAUUGAAAACAUUUUAUUUUCCUUCUCUCCUGCUUUUUUUGGUUCUUCCCCUUUCUCCUCAUGGCAGCAUCCUCCACUUAAUCCUUGCUGUGUCAUCCCCAGCAGAAUUGGCCAGACAUUGCCUGUGUCACAGUCCUGACCAUCUCCACGAGGGGCUGUCCUUGUGAGCCCAUGCUCCUCUUCACUCACCUGACCUCUCGCAGUCAUGAUUGCUUUCAGCUGCCCUGGCUGGCUUAGGAGAAAACCUAAGACUAUGGAGUUUCAGAACAAAUCUCUGCCCCCUCUACCUCCAAGAGAGGAAGAAAUAACAGUGAUCUUCAUAGAGAAAUGACCCACAGGAGGGCCUGGACUCUCCAGCAGUUACAGCAGAAGGAAGUUGCUGAAGAAUGGAGGAGCUGAGAGCCCAGGCCGGGAAAGCAGGGUUGUGUGAAACACUAUUUAAUCCUAUGUGCUCCCUGCCCCAAUCUAGCAGCCAGUGAAUGACAACUGACCAAGUAUAAAGGCCAGGACUGUAGAACUGUGAUAAAGGGUUUGUCCAAGGAAAGGGGCUUUUCCCGUUUUUGUUUUCACAGUGGAAAUUGCUAUUCUUCAUCUAAAGUUUCCUGAAUGGCAGCAGCGAGCUUCUGGAGGGACAUCACUGCCAACUUCAGGGAAGCAGGAACACAGCUGCCCGCUUUACAGUGUGGGCUGCUUUUGUGCCUGGAAUGUGUGUGAUGUCCUGAGACCUGUACCUAUUUCAGGGAGCCUUGGGAGGAGCCUGAAUCACUGAUGGAAUUGGACGGUGCAUGGAGAUGGUUGAGCAGCACGAGGUCUCUGGGUGUGCCUGGGUGCCCCAAAUGUCACCAUGGCGGCACCUGGCAGGGCGUGUUCCAGGCAAACCACAGAGGUGAACUUUCCUGAUAUUGUCGAGAAUUCCUACACCCAGCAGGAAGAGACCAAACCGAGUUUCAGAGACAGCAAAAAUAGACUUCUUCUGAGCCAGGUGGCCUACUUCCAGAACUACCAGCUGAAGACAGACAAAGAUCGAAAAGAUGACUAUGAAGAACAGAAAUACAGAGACCGCAAAAAUAAACUUUUUUUGAGUCAAGUGGCCUACUACCUGGGCUGCCGGCAUAAGACGGAAGUCCCUGGCUUUCUGUGUUGUGCCCCAAAAGUCAACAUGGUGGCAUCUGGCAGGCCUCCUUUUAGAAUAAACGGAGAGGUGAACGUUCCAGAAGGCAUUGAGAAAUCCGGCUCACAACAGGAAGAAAACAAACCAAAUGUCGGAGCCAGCAAAAACAGACUUCUUCUGAGCCAGGUGGCCUACUUCCAGAACUACCGGAUGAAGACAGACAGUAGGUUCUAUGAUCGAGAAGAUCACGAUGAAGAACAAAAAUACAGAGACAGCAAAAACAAACUUGUUAUGAGUCAAGUGGCCUACUACCUGGCCUGCCGGCUGAGGAUGAAAGUCCCUGGCUUUCUGUAUUGUUACCCAAACAUCAGCAGGGUGGAUUCCGGUAAACUUCCUUCGAGAAAAGACCCAGAGGUGAAUGUUCCAGAAGCCAUUGAGAAAUCCUGCUCCCAGCGGGAAGAUAACAAACCGGAUGUUGGAGUCCGCCGAAAUAGAUGUCUUCUGAGUGAGGUGGACUACUCCCUGAACUACCGGCUGAGGGCAUACGAAGCUCGAGAAGAUGACGAUGAGGAAUGGAGGGACGGAGACAGCAAAAAGAAACUGCUUGUGAAUCGAGUGGUCUACUCCCUGGCCUGUCAGCUGACGACGGAAGUCCCUGGCUUUCCGUGUUCUACCCCGAAUGUCAUCACGGUGUCAUCUGGCAGGGCUAUUGCUGGAAAACUCCCAGGGGUGAACGUUCCAGAAGCCAUUGAGAAAUUCUGCUCCCAGCGGGAAGAUAACAAACCGGAUGUCGGAGUCCGCCGAAAUAGAUGUCUUCUGAGUGAGGUGGACUACUCCCUGAACUACGGGCUGAGGGCAUACGACGCUCGAGAAGAUGACGAUGAGGAGCGGAGAUACGGAGACAGCAAAAAGAAACUGCUUGUGAGUCGAGUGGUCUACUCCCUGACCUGUCAGCUGACGACGGAAGUCCCUGGCUUUCCGUGUUCUGCCCCGAAUGUCAUCACGGUGGCAUCUGGCAGGGCUGCUGCCGGAAGAAUCCCAGGUGUGAACGUUCCAGAAGCCAUUGAGAAAUCCUGCUCCCGGCGGGAAGAUAAACCGGAUGUCGGAGUCCGCCGAAAUAGAUGUCUUCUGAGUGAGGUGGACUACUCCCUGAACUACGGGCUGAGGGCAUACGAAGCUCGAGAAGAUGACGAUGAGGAACAGAGAGACGGAGACAGCAAAAAGAAACUGCUUGUGAGUCGAGUGGUCUACUCCCUGGCCUGUCAGCUGACGACGGAAGUCCCUGGCUUUCCGUGUUCUGCCCCGAAUGUCAUCACGGUGGCAUCUGGCAGGGCUGAUACCGGAAAACUCCCAGGGGUGAAUGUUCCAGAAGCCAUUGAGAAAUCCUGCUCCCAGCGGGAAGAUAACAAACCAGAUGUCGGAGUCCGCCAAAAUAGAUGUCUUCUGAGUGAGGUGGACUACUCCCUGAACUACCGGCUGAGGGCAUACGAUGAUCGAGAAGAUCACGAUGAAGAACAAAAAUACAGAGACAGCAAAAACAAACUUGUUAUGAGUCAAGUGGCCUACUACCUUGCCUGCCGGCUGAGGAUGAAAGUCCCUGGCUUUCUGUAUUGUUACCCGAACAUCAGCAGGGUGGAUUCCGGUAAACUUCCUUCGAGAAAAGACCCAGAGGUGAACGUUCCAGAAACCAUUGAGAAAUCCUGCUCCCAGCGGGAAGAUAACAAACCGGAUGUCGGAGUCCACCGAAAUAGAUGUCUUCUUAGUGAGGUGAACUACUCCCUGAACUACCGGCUGAGGGCAUAUGGUGAUCAAGAUUAUAAUGAAAAACGGAAAUACAGAGAAAGCAAAAAUAAGCAUUUUACAAGUCAAGCGGCCUUCUGCCUGGGCUCUUGGCUGAAGACGAAAGUCCCUGGCUUUCUGUGUUCUGCCCCAAAUGUCCACAUGGUGGCGUCUGGCAGGCCUUCCAGAAUAAACCCAGAGGUGAACGUUCCAGAAGGCACUGAGAAAUUCUGCUCACAACAGGAAGAAAACAAACCAAAUGCUGGAACCACCGAAAAUAGACUUCUUCUGAGUCAGGUGGCCUACUUCCAGAACUACCGGCUGAAGUCAGACAAAGAUCGAAAAGGUCACGACGAAGAACAGAAAUACAGAGACAGGAAAAAUAAACUUCUUAUGAGUCAAGUUGCCUACUACCUGGGCUGCCAGCAUAAGACGGAAGUCCCUGGCUUUCUGUUAUCUGCUUCAAACAUCAGCAAGGUGGCAUCUGGCCGGCCUCCUUACAGAAAAUACACAGAGGUGAACGUUCCAGAAGGCAUUGAGAAAUCCUGCUCCCAGCAAGAAAAUAACAAACCGAAUGUCCGAGUCAGCAAAAAUAGAUGUCUUCUGAGUGAGGUGAACUACUCCCUGAACUGCCGGCUGAAGACCUACAAUGAUCAAAAAGAUCAUGAUGAAGAACAGAAAUGCAGAGACAGCAAAAAUAAACAUCUUAGGAGUCAAGCGGCCUACUACCUGGACUGCCGGCUGAAGACGGAAGGAAGUCAAGGUGAUGUUGAGGAAGAGGAGGAGAAAGGGCCAGUGCCCCCCAGGAAUCUGCAGGAGUCUGUAGAGGAGGAAGCCCCCCAGGAGUCCUGGGAUGAAGGUGAUUCGACUCUCUCAGUUCCUCCUGGCCCAUCUGCCUUCAAUGAGACUUUGAGGAGCAACUUGCACUCAUUAGAGGAGCAGCAAGUCAUCUCGGCUGUUGACAUAGACAAGAUUAAAAAUGACCAAGAAGAAGAAGAAGACCAAGGCCCACCAUGCCCCAGGCUCAGCAUGGAGCUGGUGGAAGCAGAAGAACCUGAAGUCUUCCGGUACUCACUGGAUGUAUUGUAUUCAACUUAUGCAGCUUAUCCUGAGUUUUAUUUCACAUGCCAGGCUUACACAUAUGUUAUUUUUUUAUUUGUGGAAGAGCGUGUUCGCUUGACUUUGGACAUGGACAGUAGGUUUCUUACUACGACGGUGACAAGACUCCUCCCCCUGGUCUCCCGGGUAGGGGUCAUAUUUCCACACUAAGACAGCAUGUCACGUGGGACUCUGCCGGUGCAGAGUAUGAACACCACCAUGUUCUUGCUGAAACACUUAGCCUGAGUUUCAUAGCCUGAGGUAAUCUCCAGACAACUUCAGAAUGUAGAGCAGUGAGCAGCACGAGUGACCUUUCUCCUUCAGAAAGCCCAUGUCACCACAAAUCACACAACCAAAAGGAGAAGAGACAUUUUGGGUUGAAAAAGAGUAAAAAGAUAAUGUAGCUACAUUUCUUUAGUUCUUUUGAACCCAAAGUGUCUCCUCACCUUUUGUUGUUGUCAUUGAUGGUGGUGACAUGGGCUUGUUUGUAGAGGACAGGUCAGCUGUCUGACUCAAAGCUCUACCCUCUGAAGUUGUCUGAAAAUGUCCUCAUGAUUAAAUUCAGCCUAAGUGUUUUUCUGGGAACACUGCAGGGUCAAUGCUACCUCACCCAUCUGCAGGCAGAGAAGGUCCUGUGUGUCUCCCACCGUGAUUGUGAUACCAGGACUGUUCCACCAUUUGUCUACCAUCAUGAUCCUGAUACCAGGACUCUUCCACCAUUUGUCUACCGCCAUGAUUGUGGUACCAGGACUGUUCCACCAUUUGUCUACCAUUAUGAUUAUCAUACCAGGACUCUUCCUCCAUUUGUCUAUCACCAUGAUCGUGAUACCAAAACUCUUCCACCAUUUGUCUAAGAUUAUGAUCCUGAUACCAGGACUGUUAAACCAUUUGUCUGCUUCCAUGAUCGUGACACCAGGACUGUUCCAUGAUUUGUUUACCACCAUGUUUGUGGUACCAGGACUGUUCCACUAUUUGUCUACCACCAUGAUUGUGAUACCAGGACUGUUGCACCAUCUGUCUACCACCAUGAUUGGGGUACCAAGACUGUGUUACCUUUUAUCUACCAUUAUGAUUGUCAUACCAGGACUCUUCCACCAUUUGUCUAUCACCAUGAUCGUGAUACCAAAACUCUUCCACCGUUUGUCUACCAUCAUGAUCGUGAUACCAGGACCGUUUCAUUAUUUGUCUAUCACCAUUAUUGUGAUGCCAGAUCUGUACCUUUCAGAGACAGCUUAUUUAUACCGAAGUAAUUGGAAAAAUGGUUUUUAAAAGUAUUAAUAUGCUGUAUUCAAAUGACCAUCCCUAAACAUUUUAUUCAUUAAUCAUCCCUGGCGUUGUCAAUUAUUAUAUUUAUAUCUCUCUACUGGAAAUUUUUAAUUUUUCCUGUAUCUUUGCUUUUUCUAGUUGUCUGUUGUUGGAAAAAAAAUUUCCUGCCUGCAUUUUAAUUUUUGCCAAAGUUAAUUUUAAUCUAUACUAUUAAAAUGUUUUCUCUUAAGACUGUCAGCACAUAAGGCCACAGCAAAACAGAGAAUUCACUGAUUUUGAAGCCUUUUUUGAUUUGUUGCUGACAAGGGACAUAGUUUUCUUAGCUGCUAAUAACUAUUUGAGCAGCCAGGAAAGGUCUAUCAGACUAAGGACAUGAAAAGCCCAGGCCAUUCUCUUUGAGUCUUUUAAACUAUUUCAAAAGAGAAGAGAAUAGGUAGAUUCCACAUAUGUGGACAGGAAGGAGAAUACACUAAAAGCAACAGACAACUAUUUCCCAAAACAGAAUAGAAAACUAGAUUUAAAUAAACAUACACCAUUAAAAUUUAUUAAACAUUUUCUCAUGUCUCUAAACUUACCUGUUAUAUGAAAGUCAGUUCUUAAUAUUCCACACUGCAUUGACUGUUGACAUUCAUAAGAACAUAUUUCCAAGUUUAUUAUUUGAAAAUGCAAAUGGACUGUAAUUUUUUUUUGCAGUAAUCUUUUUAAGAUUGAAGAUUUUAUUCAAAAUAAAACCAGAGAUUUUAAAGAUUGAAAAUGACAUUAAAAUGUAUCUUCUCAAAAUAA
This is a messenger RNA of Callithrix jacchus (white-tufted-ear marmoset), 8308 nucleotides long. The record is from RefSeq and is a predicted model, not a curated record. NCBI's taxonomy places the organism in Eukaryota, Metazoa, Chordata, Mammalia, Primates, Cebidae.